CACUAAUAAACAUUUUUGCAUCCAUUCAUUUUAAAACAUAAACUACUUACAGACAUUACUGCUCCACAAUAUUUUUGUUAAAGAGAUCCUUGGUAUAUAUCGCUAUUUUAUUUUUUAUAUAUAUACAUAGGAAAUAUGGACGAAUAUUUAUUAGAAAAAAAGAAUAUUCCCAAUUAUUCACGAAGAGGAGAUAUUCACAUAUUAAAGUUAAGAGUUCAAAAUAUAUGCUGUGGAAAAGAAGCUAAUUUGAUCAAAUCCAACCUUGCAGAUCUUGAUGGAAUAACUUCUGUAGCUGUAAAUAUCAUUGGUCGCACAGCCACUAUAUCACACAAUAUAGAUAUUAUUUCAGUGUCAGAUAUAAUAGACCGCCUAAACUCUCUUCACCUUGGUAUAAGUUUGAUAGAGAAAGGACAAGUUAUUGAUAAUGAUGACAAGCAUGCUAAAUACUUAGUGUUAGCAAAAAUUUUUAAUGUUGUUCUUAUGACAUUGUUAUUUAUAGCAGUGCUAGUUGCACAUGUUAAAAACUAUUCCUUUGAAAAAUGGAUAGCAAUUCCUAUUUUUAUUUUGGGAGGCUUACCAAUGCUUUGGAAAGCAUUUAUUGAUUUCAGAAGAAAGGUAUUCGCUAGUGUGAAUUUGUUAAUGUUGAUAGCUGGAUGUGGGACAAUAGCAUUGCAACACUGGCUAGAUGGCAGCAUAAUUAUGUAUGUUUUUACGAUAGCAGAAAGUUUGGAGAAUUUAUGUCGAUAUAAAGUCGAAAAAGAUAUAGCAGGAUUGAUGCUAUCAACUCCUGAAACUGCUGUGCUAGCUGAAUCAAAUGAGAGUGUUCCUGUGGAAGAUGUAACAAUAGGAACAGAUAUUUUGAUAUGUUCAGGAGAGCGUAUACCUCUGGAUGGGGAAGUAACAAAGGGUAAAGCUGCAGUUGAUGAGAGCUCUAUUACUGGUGAAUCUAUACCAGUGAUGAAAGUAAUUGGUAAUUUAGUAUUUAGCGGAACCAUUAUUCAAAGUGGAUAUUUAAAGGUGAAAACAACAAGUGACUAUAGUACAUCCACUGUUGCACGUGUAGCUGAACUUGUGGAAGAAGCACAAACACGUACUUCUCGAACAGAAGAAAUCUUGAAUAAAUUUGCAAAAUAUUACACCCCAUGCAUACUUGUUACAAGUUUUUUUGUAUUUAUUAUUCCGUUCAUACUUUACAAGACAAAGGACGAUUUCACAAAAGAUGAUUUAAGCGUAUGGAGUGUUCGUUCAAUAAUCAUUUUAGUUGUUGCAUGUCCUUGCUCUCUCAUUAUGGCCACGCCUAUUCCGAUGAUAUGUGGUAUCACUAACGCUGCUAAAAUUGGUGCUCUUAUCAGAGGUGGUGCAAUAUUAGAAAAACUCGCAAAAGUCAAUACUGUUGUCUUUGACAAAACAGGAACUCUCACUGAAGGAAGAUUUCAAGUAGUAAAAGAAAUUGCUGCUAAAGAUGGAAGAAGAAAUGAAGCUGUGGCAUUUGCAGCUGCAUUAGAAACAAAAUCCAGCCAUCCACUUGCAGCAAGUAUAGUGAACCACUAUUCAGGUUGUAUUACAGACAAGAUUGAUGAACUUGGUUCCACUGUAGGUUUACCAGACGUCACUGGGUUUAAAAAUGAAAGUGGCAUGGGUUUAAGUGGAAUAAUCAAUGGUAAUAAAGUGUUCGUUGGAAACACUGCAUUAAUGCAAAAACACAAUGUUAUUGUUGAUGUGGAGUCGAAAAGUUGUUUUGAAGAAUGGUCUUUAGAUGGGUUCACCGUGAUAUUUGUUGCCAUUGAACAGGAGCUAUCCUUGGUACUAGGACUUGCUGAUAAAUGUCGUCAAUCUGCACCACUUACUGUACAUACAUUGCUAAGCAAGGACAUUGAAUGUGCUUUGCUGACUGGUGACAGUCAAGGACCUGCUGAGAUGAUUAAAAAGAAAGUUGGCUUGUCUACUUGCAAGUUUAACAUGAAACCAAAUGAUAAGUAUGACUGGAUAACAGAGAAAAGGAAAACCAACAAGAAGUCAGUAAUCGCAAUGAUUGGCGACGGUGUAAAUGACUGUCCGUCUCUAGCAGCUGCCGACGUUGGUAUUGCUAUCGGUCCGUCAGCUACUGCACUUGCCGUACAAUCGGCCGACAUCUCCUUAAUGACGGAUAACUUGACGAAAAUACCAGAUUUGUUUUUGCUGAGUAAGCAUUGUAGAAGAAUUGUCUUUCAGAAUAUAUUUGCUGGCAUUUUCAUUAAAAUAGUUUUUGUGCUGGCUGCUCUCGUUGGCAACACUGCAUUAUGGGUCGCCAUUUUAUCUGACGUCAUAGGCUUACUAUUUGUGACUUUGAAUGGAUUACGUCCGUUAUACUGGAAGCCGCGUCAAAUGGACGUGACGUGGAGUGUAUACGGCAAUGAUGAAAGCAUCAUGACAUCCUCCGUGUUUGUACGCAUACCAAUGGAAUAAGAUUAAUGCUUGCAUUCGUCCCUAAAUCUCGAACGACAGAUUACACAGCUUAUCAGUUAUUUGCACAGUCGACAUUUGGACAGGUGUAAGAAUAUGAUUUGUUAGUGACUAUUAUUAUCAGUGUUUGUAUGAUUUAGUCAUCUCACAAAUAUGGUAAAUUUUGAGAGUAGAAGAAAUAAUAAUGCUGUCCGUUUUACAAAAAUAAAAUAA
This is a messenger RNA of Hydractinia symbiolongicarpus, 2655 nucleotides long. RefSeq names its product probable cadmium-transporting ATPase. Gene Ontology annotation, biological process: monoatomic cation transport. Gene Ontology annotation, cellular component: membrane. NCBI's taxonomy places the organism in Eukaryota, Metazoa, Cnidaria, Hydrozoa, Anthoathecata, Hydractiniidae. Bases 136 to 2445 code for a protein of 769 amino acids. The record is from RefSeq and is a predicted model, not a curated record. The transcript has 7 exons. Gene Ontology annotation, molecular function: cadmium ion transmembrane transporter activity; zinc ion transmembrane transporter activity; ATP binding.